AUUUAAUUAAAAUUCGAUAAACUCAUUAUGGAUUCAACUAAAGACAGAGUAGAAGGAACAAGAGCCACUGUUAUCGAAAUCAUUGGAAGAACAGGUUCCAGAGGUGGCAUUACAUAAGUCAAGGUUCAAUUGGUUGGUCAAUAAAGAACCCUCAUUAGAAAUGUCAUGGGACCAGUGAGAAAAGGUGACACUCUUGAACUCAUGGAAUGCGAAAGAGAAGCCAGAAGAUUAAGAUGAAAUAAGUACAUUACAUAUACAAUUUGCCAUAUAUUUAAUUAUUUCUUUA
Paramecium tetraurelia is the source of this 286-nucleotide messenger RNA. RefSeq lists its product as uncharacterized. The transcript has 2 exons. Gene Ontology annotation, biological process: ribosomal small subunit assembly; translation; maturation of SSU-rRNA. Lineage: Eukaryota; Ciliophora; Oligohymenophorea; Peniculida; Parameciidae. Gene Ontology annotation, molecular function: structural constituent of ribosome. Gene Ontology annotation, cellular component: cytosolic small ribosomal subunit; ribosome. The record is from RefSeq and is a predicted model, not a curated record.